AUGAUAAUGAUGAAUAAUGAUAAUAAAAUGAUAAUAAAUAGAUAUGGAUGCUUUUAUGAAUGUUCAUCAUUAACAACAAUUAAUAUACCAUCAUCAAUUAAUGAAAUAGCAUAUAAAUGUUUUUAUAAAUGUUCAUCAUUACAAACAAUUAAUAUACCAACAAGUAUUAGUAAAAUAGGAUAUGGAUGUUUUUAUGAAUGUUUAUCAUUAACAACAAUUAAUAUACCAACAUCAAUUAAUGAAAUAGGAUAUGGAUGUUUUUGUAAAUGUACAUCAUUACAAUCAAUUAAUAUACCAACAUCAAUUAAUGAAAUAGGAGAUUAUUGUUUUAAAGAAUGUACAUCAUUACAAACAAUUAAUAUACCAACAUCAAUUACAUCAAUAGGAAAUCAAUGUUUUUAUGGAUGUUCAUCAUUAACAACAAUUUAUAUACCAACAAGUAUUAGUAAAAUAGGAUAUGGAUGUUUUUGUAAAUGUUCAUCAAUAACAACAAUUAAUAUACCAACAUCAAUUACAUCAAUAGGAAAUUAUUGUUUUAAAGAAUGUUCAUCAUUAACAACAAUUAAUAUACCUUCAUCAAUUAAAUACAUAGGAAAUAAUUUUUUUAAAGGAUGUACAUCAUUACAAACAAUUAAUAUACCAUCAUCAAUUAAUGAAAUAGGAGAUUAUUGUUUUAAUGAAUGUACAUCAAUAACAACAAUUAAUAUACCUUCAUCAAUUACUAAAUUAGGAAAUGGAUGUUUUUAUAAAUGUUCAUCAAUAACAACAAUUAAUAUACCAACAUCAAUUAAUGAAAUAGGAAAUGGAUGUUUUUGUAAAUGUACAUCAUUACAAUCAAUUAAUAUACCAACAUCAAUUAAUGAAAUAGGAGAUUAUUGUUUUAAAGAAUGUACAUCAUUAACAACAAUUAAUAUACCUUCAUCAAUUACAUCAAUAGGAAAUCAAUGUUUUUAUGGAUGUUCAUCAAUAACAACAAUUAAUAUACCAACAUCAAUUAAUGAAAUAGGAUAUGGAUGUUUUUGUAAAUGUACAUCAUUAACAACAAUUAAUAUACCAACAUCAAUUACAUCAAUAGGAAAAGAAUGUUUUAGUGAAUGUUCAUCAUUACAAACAAUUGAUAUACCAACAUCAAUUAAUGAAAUAGGAGAUUAUUGUUUUAAAGAAUGUACAUCAUUAACAACAAUUAAUAUACCUUCAUCAAUUACAUCAAUAGGAAAUCAAUGUUUUUAUGGAUGUUCAUCAAUAACAACAAUUAAUAUACCAACAUCAAUUAAUGAAAUAGGAUAUGGAUGUUUUUGUAAAUGUACAUCAUUAACAACAAUUAAUAUACCAACAUCAAUUACAUCAAUAGGAAAAGAAUGUUUUAGUGAAUGUUCAUCAUUACAAACAAUUGAUAUACCAACAAGUGUUAUUGAAAUAGGAAAUUGUUGUUUUUAUAAAUGUUCAUCAAUAACAACAAUUAAUAUACCAACAUCAAUUAAAACAAUAGGACAUUGGUGUUUUAAAGAAUGUACAUCAUUACAAACAAUUAAUAUACCAACAUCAAUUACAUCAAUAGGAAAUGAUUGUUUUUAUGAAUGUUCAUCAUUAACAACAAUUUAUAUACCAACAAGUAUUAGUAAAAUAGGAUAUGGUUGUUUUGAAUGUUGUUCAUCAUUACAAACAAUUAAUAUACCAACAUCAAUUACAUCAAUAGGAAAUUAUUGUUUUUAUAAAUGUUUAUCGUUAAAAUCAAUUAAUAUACCAUCAUCAAUUACAUCAUUUGGAUGGGGAUGUUUUUAUAAAUGUGGAUGUGAAGAAGAAUUAAUGAAAAAUGAAAGAAUACCAAUAGAUUGUUUUGAUAGAGGGUGGUGA
Entamoeba dispar SAW760 is the source of this 1854-nucleotide messenger RNA. RefSeq lists its product as uncharacterized. Lineage: Eukaryota; Evosea; Mastigamoebida; Endamoebidae. Bases 1 to 1854 code for a protein of 617 amino acids. The transcript has 2 exons. The record is from RefSeq and is a predicted model, not a curated record.